This is a messenger RNA of Pogona vitticeps (central bearded dragon), 892 nucleotides long. The record is from RefSeq and is a predicted model, not a curated record. Lineage: Eukaryota; Metazoa; Chordata; Lepidosauria; Squamata; Agamidae.
AAAAAAUUUUGGGGAAAAAAAGGAGGUCGACCUUCGCAGCGAACGCAACAGAUCAUCGCAUCUACUCCCCUGGAUAUGUCUCUUUUGAGAAGGUUUGAAGAGGAGAAUGGUAAUCCACAGAAGCUCCUGCUAAAACAAAUGUAAUGCUUCUGAAUGCUGCCUUUAAAACCCGAAGAUCAGAUGACACGGAGAAAGGGUUGGCAGAACCGAAGGUCGUUCCUGUUUUGGAGUCCGCUGUAAUGGAGCCAGGUAAACUGCAGUUAGAGGGCAUCCAGGUUAGGACUGCAUACUUCAAGGAUCAUUUGAUGGAUUAUUCCUAGAUACUUCCAACAGAACAUUCUGAUCUGAUCGCCUUAGGGACGCCGCUUCUUUGAUGUUGAAGAUACAGGCAGGAAGGCCAUGGAUGUGAAAGAAAGAAAGUCGUACCGUUCUUUGACCCGGCGCCGUGAUGCUGAGCGCCGUUACACCAGCUCCUCGGCAGAGAGUGAGGACAACAAGAUACCUCAGAAGUCCUACAGCUCCAGCGAGACGCUAAAGGCUUACGAUCAGGACUCCAGGCUGACGUACGGCAAUCGGGUGAAGGAGAUGGUGCACCAAGAGGCGGACGAGUACUGCCGAACAGGCGCCAACUAUUCUUUGCGCGAGCUGGGCCUCGAAGACGUCUCGCCGCCCCACGGGACUCUGUACCGGACAGAUUUAGGGCUGCCCCAUUGCGGCUAUUCCAUUAGCGCUGGUUCGGAUGCAGACACCGAAGCGGACGCCGUCCUGUCGCCGGAGCCCCCGGUCAGGCUUUGGGGACGCAACACCAAGUCCGGCCGGAGCUCCUGCUUAUCAAGCCGUGCAAACUCGAACCUCACCCUCACGGAUACGGAACACGAUAACACCGAAACCG